Messenger RNA from Drosophila erecta, 1255 nucleotides. RefSeq lists its product as uncharacterized. NCBI's taxonomy places the organism in Eukaryota, Metazoa, Arthropoda, Insecta, Diptera, Drosophilidae. The coding region runs from base 217 to 1044 and encodes 275 amino acids. The record is from RefSeq and is a predicted model, not a curated record. Gene Ontology annotation, molecular function: nucleic acid binding. The transcript has a single exon.
UGAUAAAAAGGGACGCCAACUGAAGCAAUUUACCUGAAAUGACGCCGUAAUCCCGGUAAUUGCAGCUUGCUCGCCAUAAAACUAAGGUCCAGACUAGCGUCAAAAAUCGGGGCAGAAACUUUUACCUGCCAGGUGCCUAAAAUCCCUAUAAAGGAUACGAAAUUCGAAUUACCAUCAUUGGUGUUGUGGAACUCGAAGUGUACAGAAGUGAUCGAAAUGGUUCUCGCUCCCGAGGUUCGAAGUAUUGUCAGGGCCCUGAAGGGGUCGAACAGCUGUGAGGAGAUAGCCCAGAUCCUGGAGUGCGACGUGGAGAGCGUGGCGAGCUGCAUCCGCGAGUGUGAGCUGCUCGAGGGCAAGACAGCCACGCUGAGAUUGCCGCAGAGGCCGAAAGCAACAGCGCCUGUGGCGGUUGUUCAGGAGGAGGAGAAGAGGCGCGAGGUGGGCCGACCCAAGGUCCUGGAGAACCGGCAAAUGGUCGAGCAAAUGCUUAGCGAUAACCCGCACUACACCUCCAUCGAUGUGCAGCGGGAGUUGGCCCGACUCGGCAUUGAGGUCAGCCGCCGGACGUUGCAGCGCAGAAUCAGCGAGAUUCGUUCCAAAGGCGCAAGGCAAUCGAGGGGAUGCCCACAGCCACAAGAGCCCAACACUUUCGGACUCAGUGAGGAGGCGAAAAGAAAGAGAUUGGCCUGGGCCACCGCCCACCAGGAUUGGACAGUGCGCGACUGGCGCAACAUCUUCAACAUGGACGAUCUUAAGUUCGUCGAUGAAUCAACGCCGCCAAAGGAGAUCUUCCUUGACUCGCUGAUGGGACCAGAGGGCAGCGUCUGCAAUGACCUCAAUCUCCUCGAGCAAUUGAUGGCCAUCAUCCAGCCGAGGAUCCAGAAUCAGGCGCCCAAGAACGUCAGCGAGUUCCGUGCUGUCUUGUACGACGUCUGGCACAGCGACCAGGAUAUGGUGGACAAAAUUGAGAUGCUCUACGAGUCGAUGACGUGGCGGGUGUCAGCGGUCCUCCGUAAUGGCGGGGAUCAGACCGAGUUCUGCUAGCCAAGCUGUGUGUUCAAAUCGCACUCUGAUUCUUGAAUGUCGUAUUGAAAAUAACGACAUUCAUUAUCAUGUUUAAUUGCAUAUAUUAUUAAGUUUGUGGUGGCCAUAAUAUGUACAUGGUACGCUCUGAUUAAAUUCGCUGCUUAGGAUUAAUUUCAUUACAUUUUUUGAAACAGUUGUAAAAUCAUUUACAUUUUAAUAAAGUGUAAAA